Messenger RNA from Rotaria sp. Silwood1, 2388 nucleotides. The record is from the annotation of a GenBank genome assembly. Lineage: Eukaryota; Metazoa; Rotifera; Eurotatoria; Philodinida; Philodinidae.
AUGAAAAUUCUAAUCGAUACCGGCGCACAAUAUUCGUUUAUUAAUGAAAAAUUUUUAAAAAUUUUUAAUCAAUUUAAAUAUUCUGCUAUUGGACAUCAAAAAUUUUUUAUGGCUGAUGGAUUAACUUAUUUUAUAGUGACAGGAAUUAUUUAUUUGAAUAUUACUAUUGGUGAUAUUGUUAUACCAAUUUAUACUGAAACAAUACCUAUUGAUUUUCCUGUUAAAUUAUCACGUUCUAUAAAGAUAUUAUCUAAAUCUAAACAACAAAUUCCUGUUACUGUUAAUAGUUCAACAGCAACUUUACCAUUUCGUCCAUCAUCUAAUUUUAUUCAAAAAACUUCCAUUUACGUACCACAUUUAAUAUUAAAUAUAAGAAAUUAUUCAACAUUAUUAACUGUUAGUAAUUCAUCAAAUUCACCACGUUAUUUACCUAAAGGAACAGUUAUUGGAAUCGCAACAUAUAAUAAUUCUGAUUCUUAUAAUAUUACAGAUAAUAAAAAUUCAAUUACACCUAAUACAUUUAAUUCAGCAUCUCAACAAAUAAAUAAAAUUACUACUCCACCACCACUUCCUACAACUCAACAAACAAUUUCAAACUUAUUAUUUCACAUCGCUGAUCAAACACAACGUGAUUUAAUUCAGUCAUUAUUAUUUAAAUUUCAAUCUACAUUUGAUACAAGUAAAUAUUCAGUUGCACAAACAAAAUUAUCUCACGUAAUCGAGACAUAUCCUCAUACUCCACCUGUUUCAAAAUGUUACCCUGGUAAUCCAACAAUAAUUGCUGAAUUAAAAUCAAUUAUUAAUAAAUUAUUAGAAGCUGGUCUUAUUCGAGAAUCUCAAUCACCAUAUGCAGCACCAGCAUUGUUAGUAAAAAAGAAAGACCAAACUUGGAGAUUAGUUAUUGAUUAUAAGAAGCUGAAUGCCAUCACCAUUAAAGAUAAUUAUCCUCUUCCUAACAUGGAGGCAACUCUUCAAACAUUAGGUGCUGGUUAUCAUUACUUUAGUAAGUUUGAUCUUAAAUCUGGUUUUUGGCAAUUGCCAAUUAAUGAAAAAGAUCGUUUUAAAACAGCUUUUAUAACUUCAUUCGGAUUAUUCGAAUGGUUGGUACUUCCUCAAGGUCUUCGAAAUUCGCCUCCAAGCUUCCAACGGAUAAUGAACAAUGUAUUAGGUGCUUAUUCUGAAUUUUUUUUGGGAUAUCUUGAUGAUAUAAUAAUAUUCUCGAAGGAUUUUAAUCAACAUUUAAAUCAUAUAGAACAAGUAUUAAAUACUUUAAAAUCACAUAAUUUAAUAUUAAACCCAACAAAAUGUGAAAUAGCUAAACAACAAAUUGAAUAUUUAGGACAUGUAAUUACACCAACAACAAUUAGUCCAACACCAGAAAAAAUUAAAUCAAUUAUAUCAUUACCAGAACCUCGAACUUUAGCUCAAGCUAAUCGUUUUAUUGGAGCUCUUUCCUGGUAUCGGAAAUUUAUUCCAAAUUUUUCAUCAAUAGCAGCUUCUAUACAUGCAGUCACUAAUCUUACGAAACAUAAUCGACAUAAAUUUAAAUGGGUUUAUGAACAAUCAAAAUCUUUUAAUGAAUUAAAACAAUUGUUAACAUCAACUCCAUUAUUUUUAAAUUUUCCUGAUGAUACACAAUCAGUUUUAUUAUCAACUGAUGCUUCAAAAAUUGGUUUAGGUGGUAUUCUUUAUCAAGAAAUUAAUAAUGUUAGAAAAGUUCUUUACUAUCAUUCUGAAUUACUAUCUCCUUCACAAACACGUUAUAAUCCAAUGGAACUCGAAGCAUUAGCUAUAUUUAAAUGUAUUACAAGAAUGAGGUCUUUUUUACUUGGUCGUAAUAUUAUUAUUUAUACUGACAAUUGUCCUCUUUGUCAUAUGAUGAAUAAAAAAAUAUCAAAUAAACGUGUUGAAAAAAUAUCAUUAUUACUUCAAGAAUUUAAUAUUCAACAAAUUAUACAUGUUAAAGGAAAAUACAACUGUUUACCUGAUUAUCUUUCACGACAUCCUAUUGCAUCUGAUGAUGAAUUACCUGAUGAUUAUGGUUUAGGAUUUACAAAAGAUAAAUCAUCUUCUAUUCAAUUACUUGGUGUAGUUGUUACUCGAUCAAAAGCUAAACUUUUAUCUCAUAAUAUUGAUUCAACUUCAUCAUCAUCACAACAACAAAAUUCUUUAAAUUCUUCAUCAUCAUCUUCUCAUGAUUCUAAUGAUUUACAUAAUGCUGAUGAUUAUUUUGAUAUUACUAAAUUAAAAGAGCACCAACAAAAUGAUCCUCAAAUUCAAAAAAUUAUUAAUGAUUUAAAACAACGUCCAAAUAUGUCAUUUGAAUAUCAAAAUGAUAUAUUGUAUAAAUUAUUAUCUCAUUUACGUGGAAAAAUAAACGAAAAUUAA